AGACACCUGUCAGGAGGACUAUACAUCCCAAAGCUGUACGUGAGGCCACCGGAGGCUGCGUGUUUGGCCAUGGACGCGCUGUUAUCGUUAUUAUAGCCGCUCGGUGACCAAGGAGCGUAAAGUUGUUCCGCUGCUUCUUCUUUGCGCGAUUCUUCCUGUUCUGGUUUUUUUUUGUUUUUAUUUCAAGCCGCAUGAGUUCGCCGCUGUUUUUAGGACAGCUGGUCGGGGUCCCGUUAGAAAUAAUGCACCCCACCAUGGAGAAAGACACGACUUACACCAAGAUUUUUGUCGGCGGUUUGCCGUAUCACACCAACGACGCUUCACUUCGGAAAUAUUUCGAGACUUUCGGGGACAUCGACGAGGCGGUGGUGAUCACAGACAAGCAGACGGGCAAGUCUAGAGGAUACGGCUUUGUGACCAUGGUGGACAGGGGGGCAGCAGAGCGGGCGUGCAAAGACGCAAACCCCAUCAUCGACGGCAGGAAGGCCAACGUGAACCUGGCGUACCUGGGAGCAAAGCCUCGCAGCUCGCAGACAAGUCUCUCUGUUGGAGUUCAGCAAGUCCAUCCAAUGUGGGCUCAGAGGCAAUACGGGCUGGCCCAGCAGUACGUCUACCCCCAGGCGUUCCUCCAGCCCAGCCUGGUGCUGCAGUCCCAGCUCAGCCCCACAGCAGCAGCACUCGCCUCCCCUUACCUGGACUACAGCUCCGCCUACAGCCACUACGCCCCCACAGGACUGGAGCAGUACCCUUACACCCCUUCACCGUCGCCCUCUGCUGGGUACCUCAGCUACAGCUUCUCCCCCAGCACUCCGGCGCCCGCUCUCACCGCAUCCCCAACCCCUCCGGCUGGCAUCCACCCUCCUCUGGCCGCACUCACCACUAUGUCUGCCGCCCCGCAGGCCUUCCUCCACUACCCUCUGCACCAGCCCGACCGCAUGCAGUGAGCAGCGCCGGGUGGAGCCGCCGAACUGAUGGUUCAAAACAGCGUGACUGUUGACCUGUGACAUCAUCAGGAUGAGACUGGAUAGCCAGGAAGAGAGUGAUGUAAUAAAAAGGGCUGUUAGGAAGCACUCUCAUUCCUGUUUUUUAUAUAUAUUAUUGUUGUAAUAGUUGAUGAAAAUGUUCUAUUGCUAUCGUCAUCAGCAUACGAUCUGAAUGUUUUUCAUAAGGCAUCAGGGACUGGAGUGAGACCACUGGUGAUCUUCUGGACGUUUCUCUCUCACCGCUGAGCCUCGGCGCUGAGGCUGGAGGCAGGCUGACUCCCGGUCAGUGGAUGGGUUAAAGACAAUGAGAAAUAUGUCUGUUUGACAUGAUGCUGCGGCUGCAGUUUCUCCAAAGGUACUGAGAUGAAUGCUGGACAUUAGCCAAGCUGAGAGCCAGUUCCUCUUUCAGAAACGCAGGUCCAAUUACCUCCUCUUCAAGGUUACCUUUCUGUCUAUGGCCUUAGAGAUCUCUCUCUCACUGUACCUGGUUCAGUUUGUCGUUUUUAUGUGUCCCUCAUCUCCAAAUGAACAAAAUGUGUAUUGUAUUCCCUUAUUUCCUUUUAUCUACCGCUGGCAAGUCAUUACACGGCGAUAAUCACAGUUUAACAGAAUAUGCAAUUAUGAUGAUAAUGGAUGAGCAUGAAUAAGGUAGCCAACACUGUUUUUUUUGUUUUUGUAUUGCUACUGCUAGAACAUUACCCAGAGAAAGACUUUGUUAACACUUAAAAAACAAUAGUCAUCAUAUGACAUCCCUGCAGCUUCUUAUUAGGCUAUUUUUGACCUGUAACUUUGUCUGGAUUUGCGCUUUGGGGACUGUUUGGUUUUAUGAUACUUAAAUUACAAAGUUGUCCAUACAUAUCAAGUAAAUGUGUUUGGGUGUACGUGUCAAGAUGUAUGUUGUUAUCGAGUAUGUGUGAGUGUAUUUGGUGUCUGUUUCUUUGCGUGUGUGUGUGAGUGAGAGAGAAAUAGGGCGAAGCAGUAUACGCCAGUGUCAGGACCGAGCUCCUUCUCCAGCCCAUUGUACUGGUCAGAGUUGUUUCUUUGUUCCGCCCCCCCCCAGCUGCAGAAAACAGACAGAUGCUUUAGCGAUGAUACUGGAGUCUCACGGUGCUGUGGCACCACCUUAGUAGUCGUAAACCAAGCCAUACAUCACAUUUAAAACAAAUAUGCAAAAUAAA
Messenger RNA from Chelmon rostratus (copperband butterflyfish), 2161 nucleotides. It is a transcript of the gene rbm38, whose product is annotated as RNA binding motif protein 38. Gene Ontology annotation, molecular function: RNA binding. The transcript is spliced from 4 exons. NCBI's taxonomy places the organism in Eukaryota, Metazoa, Chordata, Actinopteri, Chaetodontiformes, Chaetodontidae. Bases 192 to 944 code for a protein of 250 amino acids. The record is from RefSeq and is a predicted model, not a curated record.